This is a messenger RNA of Parus major (Great Tit), 1849 nucleotides long. It is a transcript of the gene MALSU1, whose product is annotated as mitochondrial assembly of ribosomal large subunit 1. Bases 3 to 626 code for a protein of 207 amino acids. Gene Ontology annotation, molecular function: ribosomal large subunit binding. NCBI's taxonomy places the organism in Eukaryota, Metazoa, Chordata, Aves, Passeriformes, Paridae. The transcript has 4 exons. Gene Ontology annotation, cellular component: mitochondrion. Gene Ontology annotation, biological process: negative regulation of ribosome biogenesis; negative regulation of translation. The record is from RefSeq and is a predicted model, not a curated record.
GCAUGUGGCGGGCGCUGGUGGCGGUGCGGCGGCUCCUGUGGCCGGUCGGGGCCGCGGCCGGGGGCGUCCCGCGGGCGGAGCCGCCGCCACCCCGGGCCCCGCCGGGUCGGGGCUGCGCGGCGGCGGGAGGCGGAGCCGGGCCCGGGGCGCUGGGGGCGGCGGCGGCGGAGCGGCGCCAGCCGGCAGAUACUGUUCUUCCAAAGUUCAACAUUGACUUGGCUGUAGCGUUACUGAGGCAAGAAAAUGCUAAAGACAUCUGUGUCAUCCAGCUGUCUCCAGAAAUAAAAUACUGUGAUUAUUUUAUAAUUGUGAGCGGAUUUUCAACACGACAUCUUCACGCAAUGGCAAAUUACAUGCUGAAAAUGUACAAGCAUCUCAAAGAAGAAGGUGGUCCUCAUACUCAGAUUGAAGGAAAAGAGACAGAUGACUGGCUGUGCAUUGAUUUUGGUAACAUAGUGGUGCAUUUCAUGCUGCCAGAGACACGAGAAGUUUAUGAAUUGGAGAAGCUGUGGACUCUUGGUCCCUACGAUGACCAGUUAGCACAGAUGACUCCACAGUCCCUUCCAAAAGACUUCAUAUUUGGACUGACUCCUAACAGCAGUGAUCAUCUUGAAACAAGGACUUAAAGCAGCUACUGCGUGGAGAGAGAAUGAGUGUGCCUGAGUCAUGGAGUCUUGAGAGCUGAGCAGUCAGUACAGUUGAUCAGUACAAAACUGUUACUAUUGGAUUUGCCUAGGUAGAAUUCUGAACAAGCUGAAGUGAGGAAGCUCAUAGAAUCAUUAAGAUUGGAAAAAACCCUUAAGAUAAGAGUCCGACUGUGAAAUGUCAAAGAAGGAAUCCUAUUAGAGCUUCCCAGGGGAUCCACUGUUUUAGUGGAGUUUGCAGUGAGAAGAGCAGGGCAAAGACAUCUGCUUAAGCUGGAACUCAUGCUCAGCCUCUCGAGUAAUUGUUUUUCUAAUAUCUUUGAAAGACACCCUGUAGUGGCAGUGCAAAACAGACUGAAGUGCUGCAAGGAAAAACUGAAAUAGUACAGUUGAGAUGAUGCUUCUUGUGUUAAGCCAUUUGCUUCUGGUCACAAUAAAGCAAGUCGUGGUCUGAAGGGAAAACAGACUGGUGUUACUGAGAACAUAAAAGCCAAGAGCAACAGUGGCGAAUAAAUGUGCUUUGAGUUAUCAGAACAGUAAAUCAGUUUUCCAGACAAGGCAAACCUGGUUUUAAUAAUAAUAAGGCCCCAAACUGAAGUGCUUCAAUUACUUGUUUUCAUGUGAAAGGAUUCAGCUCAUCCUGCAUGUGCAGUUGACUCCUCUCCUAGUUUUUCUCUCACCUACUUUCUGAAAAGGGACACUGAGACAACACACUAUGGCAGUGAAAACCUUCAACUAUUUUAAGUGGGAAAAAAGUUCUAUAGGAAGCCCUUGGUCACUGAGCAUUAUUUGUUGCUAAUAGACUGUUCAGCAGUAUCAGAAAUCAUUGGUCAGUGUGUUCUUAGCAUGACGUAUGUAUGGUCUGAUAACCAGUUAAGGAACUUCAAGGUGAUAACCAACUUGUCUGUGUAAAGACAGGAUGCUUUUCUGUACCACAGGACAGGGGUUUGAUCACUGGAUUAGGAUCUCUUCCUCCUGGAGAAGUUUGCGCUGCCAUGUAUCAGAAAGCAGAAACAGGAGAUCCUGAGGGUAAUCACCUUUUUCUUCCUAUAGCCCCACAAUUACUGCAAGCCCUGUCUGCAUCUCUGCCCUGCACAGCAGUUUCUGUUUGAGCAUUACAAAGUGAGCCUGGUUUUUGUGCCUGUAGUUGUGUUGUUCAGGAAAAAGUGUGUUUGCUUUAAAAAAUCAAAACAAACCAAAACCCA